Messenger RNA from Hordeum vulgare subsp. vulgare (domesticated barley), 3847 nucleotides. Its product is annotated as presequence protease 1, chloroplastic/mitochondrial-like. The transcript has 19 exons. Gene Ontology annotation, cellular component: chloroplast; mitochondrion. Bases 195 to 3440 code for a protein of 1081 amino acids. Gene Ontology annotation, biological process: protein processing. Lineage: Eukaryota; Viridiplantae; Streptophyta; Magnoliopsida; Poales; Poaceae. The record is from RefSeq and is a predicted model, not a curated record. Gene Ontology annotation, molecular function: metal ion binding.
AAGCAAGCAGGCAAAAACCCCAGAGAAAAAAAGCCCAGCACCAGGGAGCCUUCAGCCUAGCCUAGCCGCACCGCAUCGAUCGAAUCGAGCUACCACGCCGCCACGUCUGCCUUGCCCCCUCCUCCAAUCCAACCCACCCCCGCAGGCAAAGGCAAACCCCAGCCAGAGCCGACGGCAAGCUGGACACCUACGCCAUGGAGCGGGUGGCGCUGCUCCGCACCUCCGGCCGCCGCCUCCUCCAGCGCUGCGGCAGGCCCAGGCCCCUCGUGCCCGCCGCCACCUCCUCCGCGCCGCGUCGCCGCUUGUCCUCCUCCUCCUCCUCAUUCUCGUCGCCCGGCGGCUCGUCGCGCCUCCUGGCCGCGGCCGCGCCGCUGCACCUGCACUCCGCGGGGCGGUACUGGCCGCUCACCGCGCCCGGCCUCGCGAGGCGCCUCUCCGUCCCCGCCGUCUCCACCUCGCCCUCCCCUGUGCCCAGCGACACCGACGAUGUCCAUGAGUAUGCGGCAACGCUAGGCUUUGAAAAGGUAUCUGAACAAGUCAUAGACGAGUGCAAAUCAGCUGCUGUUCUCUACAAGCACAAGAAGACAGGCGCAGAAGUGAUGUCCGUGGCAAACGACGACGAGAACAAAGUGUUCGGCAUUGUAUUCCGUACCCCUCCGAAAAAUUCGACUGGCAUACCUCACAUUCUUGAGCAUAGCGUUCUCUGUGGAUCGAGAAAGUACCCUUUGAAAGAGCCAUUUGUUGAGCUUUUAAAGGGUAGUCUGCAUACUUUCCUGAAUGCGUUCACCUAUCCGGAUCGGACGUGUUAUCCAGUUGCAUCAACAAACACCAAGGAUUUCUAUAACUUGGUUGAUGUAUACCUUGAUGCUGUGUUUUUCCCUAAGUGUGUCGAGGACUUCCAAACAUUUCAACAGGAAGGUUGGCAUUAUGAGCUUAAUAAUCCCGAAGAAGAGAUAUCCUACAAAGGUGUUGUCUUCAACGAGAUGAAAGGAGUCUACUCUCAACCUGAUAACAUAAUGGGGCGUGUGUCUCAACAGGCACUUUCUCCUGAUAACACGUAUGGUGUGGAUAGUGGUGGGGACCCAAAUGAAAUCCCAAACCUUACUUUCGAAGAAUUCAAGGAGUUCCACAGGAAGUUCUAUCAUCCGAGCAAUGCUAGGAUCUGGUUUUACGGCGAUGAUGACACAAAAGAGCGACUACGUAUUCUAAGUGAAUACCUUGACCUGUUUGAAGCCAGCCCUGCUCGUAAUGAAUCAAAGGUUAUGCCUCAGAGGCUUUUCAAAGAACCAGUGAGGAUUGCAGAGAAGUAUCCUGCUGGCCAGGAAGGUGAUUUGAAAAAGAAAUAUAUGGUUUGCACUAAUUGGCUCUUGUCAGAGGAGCCACUGGAUGUAGAAACUGAGCUUGCACUUGGUUUCCUGGAUCAUCUGUUGCUGGGGACUCCUGCUUCACCACUUAGAAGAAUUCUUCUUGAAAGUGGUUUAGGAGAGGCUAUUGUGGGAGGUGGUGUUGAGGAUGAGCUUCUUCAACCACAGUUCAGUAUAGGCUUGAAAGGUGUAUCUGAGGAUAACAUUGAGAAGGUUGAAGAGCUGGUUAUGCAAAUUUUGAAGAAUUUGGCAGAGGAGGGAUUUGCACCAGAAGCAGUGGAAGCAUCUAUGAACACGAUCGAAUUCUCUCUCAGGGAGAAUAACACGGGAUCAUUUCCCCGAGGGCUGUCACUAAUGCUUCGUUCGAUGGGAAAAUGGAUAUAUGAUAUGGACCCUUUCGAGCCUCUGAAAUAUGAACAGCCAUUGCAGCAACUCAAAGCACGCAUUGCUGAGAAGGGAUCCAAAGCAGUAUUCUCCCCGCUCAUUGAAAAAUAUAUUUUGAACAAUGUGCAUCGUGUGACAGUUGAAAUGCAGCCUGAUCCUGAGAAAGCUUCACGUGAUGAAGCCGCUGAGAAAGAAAUUUUGAAACAAGUAAAAUCUAGCAUGACUCAGGAGGAUCUUGCAGAGUUGGCACGUGCUACAAAGGAGCUGAAGGACAAACAAGAGACUCCAGAUCCUCCAGAAGCUCUCAAAGCUGUUCCUAGCCUGUCGCUACAAGAUAUCCCUAAAAAGCCUAUUCAUGUGCCAAUAGAGGUGGGGGAAAUAAACGGUGUCAAGGUCUUGCAACAUGAUCUCUUCACCAAUGAUGUAGUCUACUCCGAAGUUGUAUUUGAUAUGGGUUCUAUGAAGAAAGAACAUCUACAACUGUUGCCUUUGUUCUGCCAAUCCUUACUGGAGAUGGGCACAAAAGACAUGGACUUCGUGCAGCUUAAUCAGUUAAUUGGGAGAAAAACUGGAGGCAUAUCAGUUUACCCAUUAACAUCUUCAAUAAAGGGAACAGAUGAUCCUCUUACUCGUAUUGUCGUUCGGGGAAAGGCAAUGUCAACGCGAGUAGAAGAUUUGUUUCACCUGAUGAACUGUCUUCUUCAAGAUGUUCAGUUCACAGAACAACAGAGGUUCAAGCAGUUUGUUUCCCAAAGUAAAGCAAGAAUGGAGAAUCGAUUGAGGGGAAGUGGCCACGGUAUAGCAGCUGCCAGAAUGGAUGCUAAGUUAAAUGCAGCUGGAUGGAUUUCAGAACAAAUGGGCGGUGUUAGUUAUCUUGAGUAUCUACGAGACCUGGAGACGAAGAUUGAUCAAGAUUGGGACAGAAUAUCUGCAUCACUCGAGGAAAUGAGGAAGUCUCUAUUUUCGAAGGAAGGUUGCUUGAUAAACAUAACAAGCGACUCAAAAAAUCUUGAAAAAUCUGGUCAGCAUAUUGCCAAAUUUCUUGAUGCACUCCCAAGUGCCCCAUCCCUGGGAAGUGAUCCAUGGCUCUCUCGAUUGCCUUCUGUUAAUGAAGCCAUUGUUAUCCCUACACAGGUUAAUUAUGUUGGAAAAGCUGGAAACCUAUACCAAAGUGGAUACCAGCUCAAUGGAAGUGCCUAUGUCAUAUCCAAGCACAUAAGCAACACAUGGUUAUGGGACCGCGUUCGAGUUAGUGGUGGAGCAUAUGGAGGGUUUUGUGAUUUUGACACUCAUUCAGGUGUCUUUUCCUAUUUGUCAUACCGUGAUCCGAACUUGCUGAAAACACUAGAGGUCUAUGAUGGGACUGCAAAGUUCCUCAGAGAACUAGAGGUAGAUGAUGAUGCUCUCACAAAAGCUAUUAUUGGCACCAUAGGGGAUGUUGAUUCCUAUCAGCUACCAGAUGCUAAAGGUUACAGCAGUCUGAUGCGGUAUUUGUUGGGCAUCACUGAGGAGGAACGCCAGCAAAGGCGUGAAGAGAUACUCGCAACCAGCGUGAAGGAUUUCAAGGAGUUUGCUGAUGCCGUCGAGACGAUCAACGACAAUGGGGUUGUGGUGGCUGUAGCAUCGCCUGACGACGUCGAGGCAGCAAACAAAGAGAAGUCGUUAUUUUCAGACAUCAAGAAGUGCCUGUGAGGCCUCUCCAUUCCCAUCCCGGCAGGGUUUCAGUCUGGACCUGCGCCGAGCAGAAGAGGUUCUUCAGAGUUUUGCUUCAUUGAUGAAGAAGAAUGGUCUGGCGCUGUAACAUGAGUUCGCGUGGCGAGAGCAUUGAUCACCUUGACUGUAGCCCGGUUACGGUUGUUUAUUUUUUGCGCCCAUUUUUAGGGGAAAUAAUUAGUUCAGCGUGUUGAGCGGAGCACAAUAGUUAAACAGAGUUCCAUUGCUGCCUUUUCCCCUCUGCAAUCAGUGCUCAAACAAGACGGUUGUACGCCAAGCUGCUGUUAGGAGAUUAAGAGCUGAUGAGAACCUGCUCAAACAAUAGUUGAAUAUUCUGUAACUUGCUAUACGGAAAGAUAUAAAUGUUUUCGCAACUUGGUUGAUCA